AUGACGUGUCCUUUUCGGCGCGCGUCGUCGCAACACCAGUUCGCGAAUGGCGCCGCGGGGAAAAAACCUGGGUUUCGAUCAAGACAGUCCUCUAUACACCUACCAGGACCUGAAGAAGAGGAGGAGGGGAAAACUUUGACUUUGAAACAUUUGAGCGAAGCGUUGCAGUUGCUCACAGCGCCGUCGAACGAAUGUCUCCACGCGGCAGUGAUGGCGUUAACAAGGAACCAAGCCGAGCGUUACGACAAAUACAACUGCUUGCGGAGAUUACCUGACGACGUUAGAUCAUGUAGAAAUUAUGCCUAUUUACAAGAAAUUUACGACGCUGUUCGAGCGACUGAUAGUUUAAGCACCGAAGAUUUUAUGGCGAAAUUAGGGGAAUAUUUAAUUUUAACCGCACUCUCGCACAAUAGUCGGUUAGAGAGAGCGUACAAGUGUUUAGGAACAAAUUUGACUGAAUUUUUGACUACACUGGACAGUGUUCAUGAUGUAUUGCAUGAUCAGGACGACGCACAGAAAGAUGAAACAGUGGAAUACGAAGCGGCGUUCGUAUGCUCAACGUCACAAGAAGGCAAAAUUGAACUACACUUGACAACAGAAAGUGAACCUGUAGCAUACAUGCUCGUUGGCAGCUUAAGAGCUAUUGCAAACAAAUUGUAUGACACAAGGGCGAAUAUAAGACUGAUGAGCUAUACUAAUGACCCUAGAAGAUUUAGGUAUGAAAUAAAUGCAACCCAAUGUCAAAAAUCAAAAGAAGAAAACUGCGAGGCUUUCAGUGAGGCUGUGUCAGUUGCCUCUUCAAGCAAUGUGACGGAUUUAAGAAUUGGAGUUGCCAGUUUCUGCAAAGCGUUUCCAUGGCACUUUGUCACAGAUAGAAGAUUGGAGCUGGUUCAACUUGGUAGCGGAUUCAUGCGGCUAUUCGGUAAUUAUCUGGCAUCGCGAGGUUCGUCGUUGUGCACGUACUUCAGACUGAUGCGGCCGCGCGGAGUGACACUUGACUUUCGCGAGAUCUUGAAGAGGGUCAACACACCGUUUAUGUUCUGCUUAAAAAUACCAGGGAAUACAUCAUUGGCUGAGGGCCUGGAAAUCAAAGGACAAAUGGUGUUCUGUCCGGAAUCAGAUUCCUUGCUGUUCGUCGGCUCGCCUUUCUUAGACGGACUCGAGGGUCUGACCGGACGCGGAUUGUUCAUUUCUGAUAUUCCAUUGCAUGAUGCAACGAGGGACGUCAUCUUGGUUGGCGAGCAGGCAAGAGCACAGGAUGGCCUCCGAAGAAGAAUGGACAAGUUGAAGAAUUCCAUUGAAGAAGCAAGUAAAGCUGUGGACAAAGAAAGGGAGAAAAACGUCAGUCUACUGCAUUUAAUAUUUCCGCCACAUAUUGCCAAAAGACUUUGGUUGGGCGAGAAGAUAGAAGCAAAAAGUCACGAUGACGUCACGAUGCUCUUUAGUGAUAUCGUUGGAUUUACGUCCAUAUGUGCAACAGCUACGCCAAUGAUGGUCAUAGCUAUGUUGGAAGACUUGUACAGCGUGUUCGACAAGUUUUGUGAAGAUAUUGAUGUUUACAAGGUUGAAACGAUAGGCGAUGCGUACUGCGUGGCAAGUGGAUUACACCGCAAAAUUGAUACGCACGCGCCUCAAAUUGCUUGGAUGGCUUUACGAAUGGUUGAGACCUGUGCACAACACCUAACACAUGAAGGAAAUCCUAUUAAGAUGCGGAUUGGACUACAUACGGGAACAGUCUUAGCUGGUGUCGUUGGGAAGACGAUGUUGAAGUACUGCCUCUUCGGUCAUAACGUCACGCUCGCCAACAAGUUUGAAUCCGGAUCUGAGCCUCUGAAAAUCAACGUCAGUCCUACGACUUAUGAGUGGCUAAUAAAAUUUUCUGGCUUCGAAAUGGAGCCGCGCGACCGCUCUUGCUUGCCGAAUUCUUUCCCCAAGGACAUUCCUGGAACAUGUUAUUUUCUACACAAGUACACGCAUCCCGGAACGGACCAGAAUGCUACCCAGGUACAACACAUACAGGAUGCCUUGAAAUACUAUGGUAUCGGACAAACGAAACCAAUUGAAGGCGAUGAAGAACCCACUUAGUCAACGUAAACUGUUUAGCGAGUGUAAUUUUGUGUUCGUGUUCGCUUCGUAAAAUCAUUAAGGUUGAUCAAAAAACUUUCUUCAUCAAAGAGAAGUCAAAUAAAAAGAAGUUAAUUUUAACACAGUUCUUCCAGCGUUUAAUUUGGCUGGUAAAUUUAUUUUGCAACUUUAUAUAAUUGUUCCUUUUUACAUUUACAAGAUGUAAGAAAAGA
Messenger RNA from Hyposmocoma kahamanoa, 2297 nucleotides. It is a transcript of the gene Gycalpha99B, whose product is annotated as head-specific guanylate cyclase. The record is from RefSeq and is a predicted model, not a curated record. The transcript has 14 exons. Gene Ontology annotation, cellular component: guanylate cyclase complex, soluble. Lineage: Eukaryota; Metazoa; Arthropoda; Insecta; Lepidoptera; Cosmopterigidae. Bases 1 to 2085 code for a protein of 694 amino acids. Gene Ontology annotation, biological process: response to oxygen levels; cGMP biosynthetic process. Gene Ontology annotation, molecular function: heme binding; guanylate cyclase activity.